This is a messenger RNA of Esox lucius (northern pike), 4939 nucleotides long. RefSeq names its product MAX dimerization protein 1 (gene mxd1). Gene Ontology annotation, biological process: negative regulation of transcription by RNA polymerase II. The coding region runs from base 845 to 1516 and encodes 223 amino acids. The transcript has 6 exons. Gene Ontology annotation, molecular function: DNA-binding transcription factor activity, RNA polymerase II-specific; protein dimerization activity; RNA polymerase II cis-regulatory region sequence-specific DNA binding. The record is from RefSeq and is a predicted model, not a curated record. NCBI's taxonomy places the organism in Eukaryota, Metazoa, Chordata, Actinopteri, Esociformes, Esocidae.
UACCUUUAGCUAGCUACCAACAUAACUACUGUCGGUCAGAUUUGCAAGGUAGCAGUUUAGCAAGCCGCUCGUUUGAACCAUUUUUAUAAGCAUUUAAGUGUCAGCCUUUGCAGCUCGAGACAGCUCACGCGUGAUUGACCAGCAUAAAUUGUUAGCUACAAUAUUGGAUUUCGAUAAAGCUGUUAAACGUUGGCUGGUUCGAAAUUUUGAACUCACAUUUUAUUUAAAUAUUAUACAUCACACGCGUAUUUCAUUUUGAUAGGUAACGUUAAAUCUGAUCGACGUUCAUUUAUUAAAAUAUUGUAACCAUAUCGUUACCUUUCUUGCUACAUUAUCUUCUGCAAGCAGCUCAGCUGUUUUUUUUCCCUGUGUAGUUAACGUCAUUUGUUUUUGAAAGCCUUCUAUCGUUAGCUAGCUAACCUAGCUACCUUACGGGUUGUCAUUUUUACUUUUUAAACAACAAGGCUUUCGGUGUGGUUCAACAUUCAUUCUGUGUUCAAUUUAUUUGUGGGUCACUUCCACAGACGUUUAAUAGCUAGAAAUUUAGCUUGCCAAAAGAUACAGUGUUUGUAACCGCAAGCCAGAAUCAGUCAAGCAAAUUGGACAAAACAUUUUGGCCAGUAAAUCAAGCUAAUAAGAGCAGUUAAUUUGCUUUCACACCGAUAACUGACUUGUACCUUGCGAUUGAUAACUUCCACAUCUCUUGCUAAUUUUCAUCAUUUCCGAAAACCAACAUCGAAGUAACCAAUUUUUAGCCAACGUGCUACAGUAAAAGGUGCUACAGAAUCAGUUUUACAUCUACAUUUUGGUCCGGAUUGUCAUUUUAUCGGAGUAAUUGUUGAAAAUGGCGGCUAUCGAAAUGGUGCAGAUGUUGAUCGAAGCAGCAGAAUACCUUGAUCGCAGAGAAAGAGAAGCAGAACAUGGCUAUGCCUCAAUGUUACCGUUCACCAGCAGCAAAGAGAAGGACAGCUUUAAACGGAAAAACAAAAGCAAGAAGAACUCCAGUAGCAGAUCCACACACAACGAGAUGGAGAAAAACAGACGCGCACACCUAAGGCUGUGUUUAGAGCGAUUGAAAUCCCUUGUUCCAUUGGGACCAGACUCCAACAGGCAUACCACCCUAAGCUUGCUGAUGAGGGCCAAGAAACACAUUGAGAGGUUGGAGGAAAGCGAGCGGAGAGCCCAGCACACCUUAGACCAGCUGCAGAGGGAGCAGAGACACCUCCAACGACGUCUCGAGCAGCUGGGGGUGGAGCGAACUCGUAUGGAUAGCACCGGUUCCAUGGUUUCCUCAGACAACCCUGACUCGGACCAGGAGGAGGAGCUGGAUGUGGAUGUGGAGGGUACGGACUUCCUGCUCGGGGACCUGGAGUGGAGCACCAGCAGUGUGAGUGACUCUGACGAGAGGGGCAGCCUUCGUAGCAGCUGUAGUGACGAGGGCUACUCCAGCGCCAGCCUGCGCCUGCAGAACCAAAACACUCAGGAGAAGGGCAAGCAGCUGGGCUGCAGCCUAUAAAAGCACCACCCUCAACCUCUAACCCCCCCCCCAUUCCUCCCCAGCAAUCCCAUCCUUCUAUUGUGCAGUUAAUUCCCGCCCACCAGCCAGUCUCUGCCAAUCAGAGCUCACUCUCAGCAGGACUGGUCUGUUUUGACCAAGCUCUUUUCUCCAUAUUCCAACUCUCCCGCCCAACCCCUUCAGCCCCCUAAUGCAACACCACUGAGACACAUGCACCGUCCGAUCUUAUCUGUCAUAUCAGCCAACCAAAAUGGAGGACUAGUCUCUGGCACUGCUCACUCAAAGCCUCUGGUCCAAUCAGAUGAGUGGGAUUUGGAAGACAGUCCUCCGUCCGUCCCUUUCAGUGUCCACCAGCUGCCCCUCCCUCCCCCCUCCCCCCGAUGCAGGGUUAUUGACUGUUUUCAUGUAUAUCUGUGCUGUUUUCUCCUUUCACCUGUCCAACAUCUGGAAAACAAAGACUUCCGGUAAAGAAUGUGAUCGCAGCACUCCGCCCAUACACCCCUCUGCUUUUAUGCUUCAGAAGCCUGAGCAGUAAUGAUGAGACUCCUGAGCUCUAAAUCUCAUCUCGUCCCGCUGUCCAAUCAGACUGGCCACUAAAUAGGUGGGGGUACAGACAAAUAGGGCUGUGUCACCUGACUAACAAGGUUACUUAUCACAUCAUGGUCUUUUUCACUCAUGGAAGGUAUUGGAUGGCAUUGUCUUUCUGGAAGAGCUGUGGUGUGGUCAUUUGAAACUAGAUGUCUCCUGAAAAGACUGCAACUGUUGUAGUAUCAAAUCUAGUCUCUUUAUUUUUUUGGUUACUUGUCGUCUGCCUGCACUGUCCACAUGAAAAGCUCUCGCUGGGAGUCCUACGACACUAAGCACAGCGGUGAUGGGGUGUCAUCCAUGUUCAAGGAGGCAUAGCUUGGAGUGCUUAUAAUGGGGUGAGGCGUCAUGUUUCUUUCCGUGUUAUGUCCACACCUAAUGAGGGGGGGGGGGGGUCGGGGGAAAAACUUGUGAAGAACAAUGUGCAGCAUGAGAUUGUUAUGAUGUGGGUUUUUAAGGCAUAUUUUAUCUUGCUCUCUGAUGACAGUGACGUUUAUGAAAAUGUUUUAUGUCCGUGUUGCUGCUGGUCACCUACUUUAGUAGCCAGUGGUUUUCACUUGAAUAUGUGGAGGUAAAGUCGUUCAGACUGACCGAAAGUUAACUAUUGAAGGUAAACCGGUGGAGAGAUUAAAGCACAUUCCAUGUUAGAGAUAAAAAUAGGGCAUGUUACUAGAGAAUUAGCUUUGCCCAUAUUUAUGAGGCUGAGUGUUUGCCAUUUUAAAGACCGGAACGACAUAUCUGCAACAGAUCUGCUGACUUGCUUUGUCUUCCAGUCGUAGCAGAGGUCAACAUCUUGAGUUAGUUCAGUUCUCAAAAGAAAAGAGCAAAAUAUAUUCUGUAAUACAGCAAGUACUCUCCUCUGCCUUGCCUUUAUAGCUAUUUAUUAUUUAAGCUAAAUGUAGUCAACUUUAUGUAAAAAGUUCACACAAAGAUAUAUGUAUAUUGAAUAAAGUAUUUAUAUUACAUCUAAAUAUAUAGAUAUAUCUAUUUAAUUCAUUAUCGCUUUAGUUUUAUUUCAUUCUUGUCAGGUUUAAUGUGUAGUUGGUUUGCACAGUCAAAGCUUUUUAGAAUCGUCUUUUUGUGCCUAUAGGCUUUUGUGUCCAUUCAGAAAUUGGCACGGUGCUCCUAGAAAUAAAUGAAAUAGUUUUAUUUGUGGUUGAUUUAUAUCAUAAAAGCCAUCAUCUAUGUCAACAACAGAAAAAGAAUGGAAAAAAAUCUAUAUAAUAUUUUAAAAAACAAAAGAAACAUUUAUAAAAUAGAAAAGAGGAGCUGGUGUGUGUGUGUUGGCGCUUUGGCAUUGCUGAAAUGGUGGGAAACUACAGUGAGGCUUCUGCCUUUCGUGCCUGAGAGCCUGAAACAAAAUGGCUCCCCCACCCAAGAUAUUUUAACACAAUGUAUAGAAAGGAGGAAGCGGUGGGUAAACCAGGGCAUAAGCUGGGUAGGAUUGCAGCAGUGUUUCAUUGUAGUCCAUGGCCACUAGUUUCUAAUAUAUCUGCUCUCUUGCCCUGUUGCAGCACCAUGCCAAAGGAACAUAAAACCUGUGUCUCAUGCAGACUGUCAUUAGAACAUGAAGACAGUCAGUAAACCCCGCAAAAAAAUAUAUAUAAAUAUAUAUCUAAAAAUAAUAGGAAUAGGGAUGUUUAGUCUAUUUGUAUGGAAUGCUGCACUUGUCAUUUUCAAACCGUAUCCAAAAAGAAAGGAAAACUGUAUCCAUGCUAGAAGAGGGUGUUUUUGAAUACAGCCCCUAAAUGAGAGUGGUGCUAUGCGGCAGGUAGGUAGAUAGGUAGGUAGGUAGGUAGGUAGGUGUGUGUGUGUGUGUGUGUGUGUGUGUGUGCACUGAAAUACUGCGUGUUUGAGUCGUGUGUGUGUGUGUCUCGUCACUGUCUUCAGAGAGAAAUUGUAUGGGUUUGGAUGUUUGGGGGAGGGUUGUUUUCAAUGGGGAAAAACCGUGUUGCAUUUGUAUGGAUAUUUUUAUUUGUUUACUAGUAAAAAAAAAAAAUGUUUGCAAAAAGCCUUCCACUAUAUAAAGAAAACCAACCUCAUGUAUUACUAAGCUAAGCAUUAAUGUCUGUUGUUGUGGGGCCACACACACUCCCCCAUCCUCUGUCCUUGGCCACUUUUCUGUGUCUUCCACUCCUCCCUGAUUGUGAAUGUGGCUCCCACAGAAAAGAGAUACAUUUCUCUGGUGGUUCCCCUCAUCCCACACAAGCUGUGGGCCAGCCACCCUGGUGCAGAGGGAGCCUGAGGGAGCAGCCUGGGCUGGGUACAGCACAUUUUCAGCUCCCUCCCUGGAUAACACUUAUAACACCCACGGUGCUUCAGUAUCUGCCUUAAGAGCAGGUGUGGAAAGAACAAGAAAACAAAUGCAUUUGGCUUCUGUGUAGUCCAUAUAUGGGAUCUCACCUUGGGAGUUUUUUUUUUUCUUUCUAUAUUAGGGUUAUGUUUGUAAAAAGUGGCUAUAGCCUUAAAACAGACAAAUAUCAGAACCAUAGCAAAGUAUAUUAUAUAUGAAUGUAUAUAAUAUAGAAGUAUGGACAUGUUGUUAUUACACAUCAUUCCUAUUCAUUGUAAGUGUCUCAGGUGUGUUGCUCUCGUAUGCGCGCACACGCACACACACACACACGCACAGCACAGCCCACACACGUUGUCAUACACACGUCAGAACAGACUUUGCCUUUUCAAGGCUUAAGAAGGGUUUAUGUCUGUUGAAAUAUAAACAGGUGGACUUUUUGUGCACUCACUUUUUAGAAUUGGGGAAUUUAAACAUUAAAUGAAACCACUUAAAUGUGGAGCCUAAAUUUAUAUUUGCCAGUGAACUGAAAGGAAUAAAACAUUUGA